GGCCAAAGAGUGAAAAGAAACAAAAGCAAAGAAAAGGAGAGAAUCGGUGUCAAGAAAAAAAUUGACGACUGGGCAAAGAGGAGCGGCCCAUAUUUACAUCGGUCACCGUCAGAUUCAUCUUAUUUAGUCGUUUCUCCUUGUUUAUCUUAUUCAUCUGAAUCUCUGCGCUCUUCUCUCUUAAGAUAUAUAGCUCCAAAUUGAUCAUUUUCAGAAACUCGCAACAUAUUACAUUCAGAUAGGACGAUAACAGAGAAUGGUCAAAGGAUAUGGAGCAAAUUGAAGUAGGGAUCAUACCAUGUUGCAGUGCCUAGACGGUAUCAAGCAUUUAGGUGCUUCUCUGUCGAAAUGUUGUGAUCUGGAUAGGCAAUCAACGGGCUUUGAAGAUCCGGAGAUCCUAGCACGAGAAACAGUUUUUAGUGUCAGUGAGAUUGAAGCUCUUUAUGAGCUAUUUAAGAAGAUCAGCAGCGCAGUGGUUGAUGAUGGGCUGAUCAACAAGGAAGAAUUUCAAUUGGCACUAUUCAAGACGAUCAAAAAGGAAAGCUUGUUUGCCGACAGGGUCUUUGACUUAUUUGACACAAAGCACAAUGGAAUCUUGGGGUUUGAGGAAUUUGCUCGUGCCCUCUCUGUUUUCCAUCCAAAUGCUCCUAUUGAUGAUAAGAUUGAGUUUUCUUUUCAGCUAUACGAUCUCAAGCAACAAGGCUUCAUUGAGAGGCAAGAGGUGAAGCAAAUGGUGGUUGCUACCCUUGCUGAGUCUGGUAUGAACCUAUCAGAUGAGGUCAUUGAGAGCAUAAUUGAUAAGCACUGUACUGAAUCAAGAGACAGUUGCAGACAAACGAAUGAGCGGACGCUAAACUCUAGGAGAAAUUUUUGAAUGGGAGAGAAGAAGAGCACAAUUGCUGGAAAUGGAGGAGUCACGAACUUGACAGAAAGAUUAUUGAUGUAAAAAAUAUUUUUCUAUGGAAGGUGAAUAAAUAUGCAUGACACAUGUUAAAACUUGUCAAAACAGGUCCAAUCCACCAGUCACCUAUUUGUACACUUGAAUUAUGCCUGGGAAAUGUGGUUGUGUUCCUGAAUGUACUUUGGGUGUAACUUGUGACAAGAGGAUGCUGUGAAUACUUGGCACGGCUAGAUAGUAAAAGAGCAGCUUAGAUACAUUUGGAACACUUCCCUUUGUCAUUAUAGAGAGACAUAAACAGUAGGUGCCUUGAGAAUAUAUAAACAUGCUUGUCUUGUGCAAAGUGAGAGUUUUACACAUGGUGCAAUUCAAAUAUAAAAAUGAUUUUUAUAUAUUUUUGGUGCUCUUCUUGAGUUCCUUAAGAUCUAAGCGAAUCAAGGUCCUUUUCCUGUACAUUUUUUUUAUAACGGAGAAAUCCCCGAGGGCUAGCAGCAUACGAUUUGAGACUUGGUGGAUAAUGGGCAUGCCCCUCUAUCUUUCUCUAUUAAAUACUAGGCUUUUGUUUGCGGCAGGGCCUAAAGCCGUGACAUGCGCUUAACCCACACAUCAUGUGCGGCGUUCUUACCACUAGACCAAAGCCCCGAGGCUCUACACAUGGAGCAAUUCAGAUAUGAACAUGAUGUAAAUAUAUUUUGUGCACUAAAAGGAUGUAAAUAUUUUCUGUAAAUAUUAGCAUCCUCUUGGUCCAGAUCUAUUAAUCAUUUUU
Molecule: messenger RNA, 1661 nt
Organism: Nicotiana tabacum (common tobacco)
Lineage: Eukaryota; Viridiplantae; Streptophyta; Magnoliopsida; Solanales; Solanaceae
Product: calcineurin B-like protein 3
Biological process (GO): calcium-mediated signaling
Molecular function (GO): calcium ion binding; kinase binding
Source: RefSeq, a predicted model, not a curated record